CGGAGCUGCAGCAAGAGUGAGAGUGAGAGAGACCACUGCCUCCGUCUCCGUCGCCCGAGAGAGGACUGGUUGUGAGGGGGAGGACUCUGUCUCCCUCACUCGCUCCUCCUCCUCCUCUUCAGCGUUGCGCACAAUUCUCUUGGUCUCCGUUCCUGCUGCUGCGCCUCUCCCUCCCUCCCUCUCUUCCUCGGUGGUGGUGGUGGUGGUCAUUGCCAACGCUGCGACAUUGACACCCUUUGGUAGUCGGGCGGCAAGAUCUCUCUUUGUUGUCUUCUAAACCCUACAUGUUCUGUGUGGAGGAUGCUCAUGCCCGCGAACGUGCUGCUGUUACCUUGGAGCCUAGAUUAACUCGUGAGGUUGGAUGCCACUGCUGUUGCUGCUGCGGGUCGACGAAGUGUCAUGCUUUCGUUUCUCCUAGGUAGAGGUUGCGGUAAGAGAAGCAAUGGCAUACACUGCAGUAGCUAGUUCGGGAAGGGAUUAUGUUGGAGAGAAUGGCUUUCGGCCUCCGGAUGAACACUCGAAUUCUGGCAAUGGGGAGUUUCGAAAAAGGCUUGGUUCAAUGGACAGCGCCUCGAAUGUCGAUAGUCCUAACCAGGUUAAGGAUCUUGUGGAACUCAUAGAGGCAGCAGAAGUCACAAUUCUCACUCAGGCGGAAGAAACCGAACGAUUAACAAGGGCCUUGCAAGCAGCUGAGUCGGAGCUUCAGUCCUGUAAAAUCAACAAGCAGAAGCAAGGUGCACAGGAGGGCUACAGUUCCUCACAGCCCUCUCAUGGACGGUAUCGAAGCUUCCAUGGAGAGUUAGCGUUAGUUCGCCCAUCCGAUUAUCGAAAUGGGACAGCAGAGCACAAAGGGCAUGACAAUGGUGGUAUCUGUGGAGGAUUGGAAAAUGGCCUUACUCAUAGCCGAUCCAAUGUAUUAUCUGCUGCUGACAAUGGGUGUCCUGUUUCUCCUCUUUCACGAAGGAGGGAUUCUGAGUUAGACUCUCGGCGAGAUGGAUAUCAGGGACUAGACUCUUCUGCUGAGUUACAAGGUUCCAAAAAUCAGGAUGGCUAUCCACGUUCACAGGAAAUGAUGGCGAGGCCCUCGGAGGAGGAGUUAAAUCCAAGCAUCUUGAAAAGUCGACUUGUGGAAGCUUCAAUGAAGGAAAUCGAACUUCUUAAAGAAAAGAGGAUACUUGAGCGGCGAGUUGCGGAGCUACGUCUUGCUUACGAUCAGCAGCAGCAGAGCCUCGUUGAUGCAGCAUCAAAAGCCUUAUCGUACCGGCAGAACGUGCUUGAGGAGAAUAUACGGUUGACCUAUGCACUUCAGGUAGCGGAACAGGAGAGGACUACCUAUGUUCAAAACUUGAUGCCCCUUUUAGCGGAAUUUGACUUGCAACCUCCGGUUUCGGAUGCACAUUCAAUGGUUAGCCACAUCAAGAUACUGGUGCAAAAGUUACGGUCAGAGCUGCAGCUUUAUGAGAGUAAAGUGAAAGACCCACAGUUUUACCCUCAACCGUAUCAACCUCCUUACCCGACGCAACAGUCAUAUAAUCCUCCCCCUCAUUCUCCUACAUUUCAUCAGACUGGUGGACUGGUUGAACAGAGCCAUGGUCUGGAGAUUGUGCCGUCGUACUCUCAAAGACCAGCAUCCCCAGUCCAACAGGUGCGACCAGGAAGGCCCAGUUGGGACUCAGUUGUUUCUUCUCCUCGAUAUGGUGGGUCACGAGAUCAGGAUGGGCAUCCUGCGGGCCCCAGUGAGCAAGAACCUCCAGCAGAAGCGGGUGCUAUUGUGCCUCAUGAGUCAGUCAGUGCCAGACCAAAUGAAGGCUUAGAUGACUUGGAGAGGGACGAGCUUACGUACAACGGAGCAGAUAUGCGAGGGGAUCCACCACUUGGUAGACCUGAUUUUGCUGUGUCGACAUCGCCGCAACUCCCUUCUUUGCCUGAAGAGCCCAACUCUCCAAGCUUUGAAGAUAGUGAUCCACUUCCAGGUAUUGUUGGCCUACGCAUAGUGGGAGAUGCUGUCCUAGGCGGUCGACUUACUGCAUGUGGCCACUCUAUCAACGGCACGUCUCUUUGCAUCUUCCAGUGGGUUCGGCAUAAUCAAGAUGGAACUGCUGCUAUGAUUGAAGGUGCAGCACAACCAGAGUACACUAUUACUGCUGAUGAUUACGACAAUAUGGUAGCUAUCGAAUGUGUUCCUAUGGAUGAGCGUGGUCGCAGGGGGGAUUUGGUAACUGUCAUGGCAAACGACGGCAAUUGGAUCAGUGGAGAUCCAAUGAUGCAGGAUCAAAUUAAUUCCUACAUGACAAACGGUCAUGCCUCAUUUGAAGUAAAUUUGCUGAUUCAAGAAGGAACAACUGAAGAUGCAUCAGAGCCAGCAACACUAGUUUUGAGACGCUCUAAUUUUGAAUUGAGGCGGAAUAGCAGCCGUAAACUGACCAUCAAUGAAAAAUAUUCUCCUGAUGUUCUUAUUAGAAUACCAUGUGGAGAGCUACUUCAGUGUGUCAUCAGCAGAGAGGUUAGCGGCAGGGAAAACUACCUGGAGUUGCGCGAUCCUCGGACACGGGAUAUGGCAGUGCUAACUUUUCGAGCUUUUCAUAAGGCUGCCAUGGAUGAGAAAAAGAAGACCAGACGCAAAUGGCUUAGACAUUGAACAUUGGCAAUAUUGGAAAGCUGUUCAACUUUGCCGAGCUUCUCGCAUGCUGUACUUUAGGAACAACUUAUGUAGAAAUAUAUCAGACAUGUAGAUUUCUGUAGAUUUAUGGGAUUGCUGAGGAUGCAUUUUGAAAAUUCUGUGACUUUGACUAGCUCAGUGACAGCCAUUAAUCGUGUAGGCUUUGGGGGAUCCUGAUGCUCCUACCUUACUCCUUUUUCCGAAUCUUGGCUUGGUUUGCAUAUUAAUGAUUGAAUAUUCAAUUGAGUUUUUGUUUAAACAAUAAAACUUUUUUUGGAGCUA
This is a messenger RNA of Physcomitrium patens, 2941 nucleotides long. RefSeq lists its product as uncharacterized. NCBI's taxonomy places the organism in Eukaryota, Viridiplantae, Streptophyta, Bryopsida, Funariales, Funariaceae. The record is from RefSeq and is a predicted model, not a curated record. Gene Ontology annotation, cellular component: plasma membrane.